AUGAUCGCAGAAAAUUUCUCAACCCACAAGAAUGGACAUAUAUUCUAUAAUAACUUUCCAUAUAUUAAAACUAUACGUAGGAUAAGUAACAAGAAUUAUUGGAGAGCUUAUAAAGUAAUUAAACUUGGUCAUUAUCCAUCCAUUUCAAGAUUUACUCGAAAACAAAAUAAUAUUGUAUAUCAAAUUCUCGAUAAAUAUGAGAUUGAAACUAGUUUAGCAGGGUUGUCUGUAAGAUAUAAAACUCAGUAUCAGCAAGCUAGUUAUAUUAAUUAUACAAUUAGUUGUAUAAAUCAGAAUGGUAAUACAGUAUCAUGUAGUAGUGCAACCUCUGCAACUAAUAUUGGGAUUGAAUUUUUAAAG
Messenger RNA from Racocetra persica, 360 nucleotides. The record is from the annotation of a GenBank genome assembly. NCBI's taxonomy places the organism in Eukaryota, Fungi, Glomeromycota, Glomeromycetes, Diversisporales, Gigasporaceae.